UAUCUGUUCUCUUUGUAGAGGUCUACGUGACCUUCGUCAUGUAUACAAACAUAGUCACGUUGCAGUGCUGAUGUACUUGUGUGCUUUGCUCGGCAGUUUCAUUAAUUCUUCAGCACAUUCAACAUCUAUCCGUCAGCUCGUCGAAAGCUGAAUAAAAAGCCAUGACUUCCAUGCAAAAUAUUUUUUUGGCAAGUUGGUCACCCGUUACUGAAGGGAAAUACCAUUCAGAAAUCCUGCCAGAAGUACUUGAGUUCCAGUCAAGUGUCAGUGGCUCUCAGGCCUUUCUACUUUGCAGUUCAUCCUGAUCUUUUUCAGCAGCAUCCUCAAGAACGAGAUACAAAUGAAAAUUCUCUCAAGCAGCUCAAUGGCUACAUUGAAACACUUAUGCACUCUAAACCUGUAAGACCAGCAAAAGUCAAAUUCUUUCUUCGGAAACAGCAGUCUACUGAUCAACAGUUCAGGGCUGUAAGCAUCUCCCUUGCCCAAAGAGACAUCCGUGGAGCAGUACAGAGUAUUCUUUCUUCGUGUGCUCUGUCAACUCAGUAUGUUGACAAUCUGGCCACCAAAAAUGUCUCAUCAAAACACAAAAUUUCUAUUCAAGAUGAAAAAUGGGAUGCAAACUUGUGGGAGGAUACGUUCCGAACGGUGGAAAAUACUCCGCCAAGGGAAGACACUUUGUCCGAUUGGGUGAAGAGGUACAGCAAAGAUGCCGAUGAGCGUUCAAAAGCAUGCCAACCCGUCCGUGACGAAAUCUCCCGAUUGCAGGAAGAGCUAUGCAAAAAACUCCAGUUGAAAGAUCUCGUGUGGGCCUGUGGAUGGGGAACGUCCCAUUUCCGUGGUUGUCUUCAGUCGUUUCAAUCUCUUGUCACUCAUCAUCCUGAAGAAAUGGAAAUCUUAGCUGGGAAAACUGUGAUUUUCGGUAGCGAGUCUGGAGUUUCCCUUCAAGGACAUGUCGUUCUGAAUAGCGGAGAGGUUCGCCACAAUUGGCUGGAUGUGAUCCGUAACUUACUACGUUAUGAGAUUCCACUAAAGCGAGUACCCGCGCUGGAGAAAGCUCUUUCUCGUUCCUUUUGUGAAAUCAAAGUAGCACAGCGCCUUUUUCGGCCAGAGCUGUUAGCUGAGGCAUACGAGUCUCACCUGAGGAUGUUAACAACCAGCAUGGGUGACUACCGUGCGCGACAUCAAUUUCCCGAUGAAUGGCCUGAGAACAUGAGCGACUUUCAUUUAGUUGUCGAAGGGGAAGCUGGUCCUCUGAUGCUGUCUCCGAGUGGACAGUUCAUUACUCCGUCUUCUUGUCCGAUUUCGUUACUCGUUUCAUUCAUAACAGCAAAUCUUCAGGAAGCCCGUUCACGACUAGAUCAUUAUGUAGCUGACGUGAAGCAAGAAAAAGCCUUGAUUUCAGAAUGCAUGCAAACGUUUGGGCUUUUGAGUUUGGACAAAGACGAUAACGUAACUCCGUCUGAAUGUAGCCAAUGCUGCCGACAAUUGCUGAAACAAAUCGAUUAUUUACGUCCAUUCUUGCAAAAUGGUCGUAUUCGGAUCACCCAUUACUACUCCUUACUUUCGGAUGGCGAAAUGUGCAUCCCAUGGAAUGCAAAAUAAAAUGAAUCUACAUAUUGUAAGAGCCGUCUGACGUGUGAAGUUACGCA
Messenger RNA from Daphnia carinata, 1649 nucleotides. RefSeq names its product T-cell activation inhibitor, mitochondrial-like. Lineage: Eukaryota; Metazoa; Arthropoda; Branchiopoda; Diplostraca; Daphniidae. The record is from RefSeq and is a predicted model, not a curated record. The coding region runs from base 385 to 1602 and encodes 405 amino acids. Gene Ontology annotation, cellular component: mitochondrion. The transcript has 6 exons.